ACCGCUUCUUCCCAACGCCUCAGAGCUAGCGAUGCAAACUUCGUCGAAGUAAUCCACUCAGACAUAAGCGGGACCAGGGCGUUUGGCACCCCUGAUGCUCUCGGUGACAUAGACAUCUACCCUAACGGAGGGACUAGGCAGCCUGGCUGCGCGGCCAGCAACAACGCGUGUCACCACAACAGGGCGUGGCAGUUGUUCGCGGCGACCGUGGACACUGGUGGACACCUGCUGGCUCUGCGAUGCGAUACAAUGACGCAAGUCAGCAACAAUCGGUGUACGGGGACACCGGCUGUGCAAAUGGGAACGUUGACGCUUGUUAAAUUGCAGACUGGCCUGUUUCGAGUAAACACUGGCAACACGUACCCUUACAGCGCUUAAGCUUUAAUUUAGAACCAUAAGCACCCAAAUAAAAAAAUAAAAUGAUUA
Messenger RNA from Leguminivora glycinivorella, 426 nucleotides. RefSeq names its product lipase member I-like. The transcript is spliced from 2 exons. NCBI's taxonomy places the organism in Eukaryota, Metazoa, Arthropoda, Insecta, Lepidoptera, Tortricidae. The record is from RefSeq and is a predicted model, not a curated record. The annotation marks the transcript as partial. Gene Ontology annotation, molecular function: lipase activity.